Pectinophora gossypiella (pink bollworm) is the source of this 2946-nucleotide messenger RNA. RefSeq lists its product as uncharacterized. The record is from RefSeq and is a predicted model, not a curated record. The transcript has 5 exons. Lineage: Eukaryota; Metazoa; Arthropoda; Insecta; Lepidoptera; Gelechiidae. Bases 208 to 738 code for a protein of 176 amino acids.
CGGGACAGCACCGGGGCGCGCGCCUUGCCGCUCGCCGCCCUCUCCCGAAAUUACGCGAUCGUUCCCGUCGAGAAAACAUUAAUACCCUCCUUAACCCAUAUCACUCGUAUACACUAGUGACUUGUAUAUUUAAUUAAUUUACCAAUGUAAACCUGAUGAAUGCCCUAGGUUCGAGUGUAUAACGACGGUGCACGGCGCGAAGCAGUGAUGACUCGGAACACCACUGGUGGGCCUAUGGGCCUUCUGGACCGGCUAACCAGUACGACUCCUGCCAGCACCACACCCUCAGGGGUCGCUGCCAAGCCCAGCGCCAACGGCAAGCGGCCCACACCCAUCAUUAUAUAUCCUACUGUAACACCUGAAUCGAUAGUAGUGCCGAUAGUCUCUUGUAUAUUUGGAUUUCCGCUGUUGGCUUUGACUGUCAUAUGCUGUCUCAGAAGGAGAGCAAAAUUAGCGAGGGAAAGAGCUCGCCGACGCAACUGCGAGCUGGACCGAGGUGAGCUGUCAGUGGUCCGCCUGUCUCCUGUGAAGAAGCAGCGCGCUGUCAGCCUAGCGAGGUCGCCACGAGCGCUGCCCACCUUGGAGCUGGACACCGUGCUCGAAGAACGCUCCGACCCUGAGCAGACUACUGUCUCGCAAGUGGAGAUAACGCCAGACAGGGAAGUGGGUGCGAUCCUGUUCGGGGCGGCGGGAGCGAUGGGCACGGCGGCGGCGGUGGGCUGCGUGCGGGACAGCUAGCGGCGCGGGUCGGCGGCCCUGGGCGCGCGCUCGCCCCUCUGGGCCGCGCUCACCAGCCAGCCGCUGGACGAGGACGAAGCAGACAACGAGGACGACGCCGCCGCCGACGACAGCUAGCAUCUCGACGAGCGCUCGUUGACCGACAUCGGCGAGCGCAUGAAACUCUUCCUCGACAUACCGCUCAGGUUUUAAGUGCAGUGCUGUGCGAAACAAUCUACAGUGCCGAAUGAAUAUUCAUGAUAAUGCUAAGUAGAAUGAGAGGAACGAGCAGAAUGAGUAAAUGUUACUGGUGUUAAUUAAACUAAGCGAACUUGGCUGACACACAGCUGUGUCUAAGAUACAUCGUUUUCACUCUGUGAUCUACCUAAACGACGAUUUUCUGCAGAAUCUCUUCAUCGGAUAUUGUUAGAAAUGAAAAUAUAACCUUUUGCAGGAAACGCUGUAAAAUCCACUCGAGCUAUUUGGAUUUGAUCCAAUCAAACAUGUUGAAGACAAAAGGCCGACGCUGCACGUUCCGAAAUUGGACCGAAUUUCAUACAGAGCGACAUUGUUGGUUUACACAAGCUUUCGAGUGACAUGGGCGUAGAUUGCCAGGGAUGCAUUUGCUGAAUUAUGUAAAAAUAGGGGCGUGCCUUCAUUGGUCCUGAUUUUAGCAGACUUCUCAUAAUUUUAUUUAUAAAGUUAUACAAGCCUGUCAUUUUUUUAUCCACUGGAAAGGAAAGGGAAGAAUGAUUGACAGCUGUUAAUUUUAAAAUGAAUGACUGAAUAUAACAUACAACCCGUUUGAAUUGUGCUGUCAACGUAAUUCUGUCAGAUUAUACGCCAUCAUUCCUAAACGUAUUUUAUUUAAAGAUUUCUGUCUAAAGAUCUUUACUUACCUAUCGGUUACUCGUCACUUUCCUUUUCGACGAAUAAGAACAUGACAGGUAUAAGUUCAAAUAAAAUAAGGGAGCGUCUGCUGUAAUUAGUAUCAUUGUCGAUUUUAAUUUUAUCCACGGACUCUCGACUCGACGUGUGAUAACUAAUGUGAAUAGAUUAGAUAAAUGUAGUCUUUCGAAAGCCAUUUACACGCCUAUUAGACAAAAAGCUUUAAACUUUAUAAUUGUUUUGUAAAGAUUCUGUUACUGAUCUCUAUCAGGUUUGUACAGUUUAAAAAAUUAUGAAAAAUUUUACAACGCGUAAUUAUAAUUAUGCAGUGAGUUAAGAAUUGGCACAGUUAGACGUAGCGAUCGUUUGUCGAAUGUAUUUAUGAAAAUCAAGAGUUUAUAAAUAGUUAGUAAAGAAAUAGGUGGGUAAUAGGUAAAUAAUAAGUGACCAAAAACCGAAGACCCCUGGACAAAAUUAUAACACCUUUGUAAAUACCAUAAUGUACCUAUUGUCUGUCCAUAGAUAGAAUUCAGUAGUAUCACAGCUUAAAUUAAUGUAUGGGCAUUCCUUUCCAAAUACUUCAGCAGCUAAACUAAUCAUUGUAAUUGUAAUAGUGAACUUGUCUAUUAUAAAUAUGUAUUGUACCUAUUAUUAAACAUCAAAACCGUAAUUAUGUACUUACAUCAUAAUGUAAAGCAAUUAAUUCAUAUUAAUGAUGUUUGUAUUAUUUCGCUUCAAACUCACGAAACCUAAUUCAUGAAACACCUGUGGUAAUAACAUUGUGUUUACCUUCUAUAAUUAUUACCUAAUGAUAUUUGUUCAAUUUGAAGAUUAAUUUUGAUAUUGUACACAAACCAUUACAGUCUCUCGUAUAGGCAUCGAUUUUCGAUUUGUUUCGAAAGGCUAUUUAGUUGGAUGCCAAGCUCUUAAAAACAAAUUUAUCAUCCCAUGUCUGAACUGACUAUGUUAGUACGUCUUCCCAGGGGAAGAUUUUACUAACACAGAAAAAUGGUGCCGUCGAAACAAUAGAAAACAUUAUCAAGUACCUAAUAUUACAUUUAUUUUAUGCUGACAUGGUCCUCUCUUAUGAUCCCAGCAAUAUUCACGCACCUGGUAAUCUAAUCUACUUAAUCCUCCUGAUGCUUACACAUAUACAUUAUAAAUCAAUGUAUUAUACAAACACAACAAUUGGUCUAGAAUUAAAACAGAUCAGAUGGCCCUGAAAGAUCGCAUUUAAAAUCGUGCGUGAGGUUUCCCUCACAAUUCAAAAUUUAAGUGUAUUAAUGUGUCUGUAUAUACAUUGUGCGUUUGACAUAAAUAAAACAGGUACACAAAAUUGAA